AUGGCUGAAGUAGUCCUCUAUGUGUAUGACAUGAACAAAAGUGGUGGGCACGACGCUCACAACUUCGCCGUAGUCCAAAUGAACAAUCUCCUCAAAGAUGGCAUCAAUUUCGGCGGCCUCUUCCACACCGCCGUCCAAAUUUACGGCAACGACGAAUGGGCUUACGGCCACACCAACAAAGGCAGCGGCGUUUUCAGUUGCCCCGCUGGUAAAAACCCUAGCUACACCCUUCGCGAGAAAAUUAUACUCGGCAGAACACAGUGUUCUCCUUCAAAAGUAAACAAAAUUUUAAAGGAGCUCAUUGACUCGUGGCCUGGCAACAAGUACAACUUCGUGUCAAGAAACUCGAAGCAUUUCAGCAACGAGUUGUUAGAAAGACUUGGGGUCCCUAAGCUUCCCGGUUGGGUUAACAGGGUUAGUAACAUAGCAGAUGCUGCAAAGGAUGCAGCAGGUACUCUGCUUAAAGCUAAAGACGAAGCAUUAAAACUUGUAUGGAAUCCUAUUGAUUUCGCUUUCGGGAGUGGCUCUAAGAACAAAUCCAGUAGUACUAAAUCAGUAAAAGCUACUCCUUGUGAAUUUAAUAUAAUCAACAUCAACUAUUUCACUGAAAACUUCACAGUUUCAGCUCCUGUUGUACAAAAUGAAGAUGACGAUGAACAUGUCAACCACCAGCUGCCUGAAAUCAAAGCCAUUGAAGAGCCUCCUGCUAUCCAAAUAGUUGAAGAGCCAGAUGAAUAUGAUGAACCUGUUAUCCACAAAGAUGAUGAGAAGUCCCAUGUUAUAGAGAGCGACGACGAGAGUACUACUGUUGUCCGCAAAGAUGAGGAGCCUAGUACUGUUAUUCACACCGACGACAAGCGCGUGCCCAUGCAUGCCUGA
Messenger RNA from Nicotiana tabacum (common tobacco), 879 nucleotides. The record is from RefSeq and is a predicted model, not a curated record. Lineage: Eukaryota; Viridiplantae; Streptophyta; Magnoliopsida; Solanales; Solanaceae.